CUAACUUGAACUAGCUAGCAGUUCGUGUGACGUGAAACUCUGUGGUCUACCUCGUCAAGUAAAUAAAUUCCUCUAACUUAAGGAUACUGGCCGUCAAGAGCAUUGUAGGAGGUAAUGUGCUUGCUGAGUAGGAGAGUCCUACCUGCAAUAAACCUAGGUACUUGAAGAAGUAUUGUACUCAUAAGUGUUUACCACAAAUUGACACUACUGCUGUUUCUAUCAGCCAUGAAUUCAAGUUCCUUCACCAAGUUGAUGCACAGAGCAUCAGUUCGGUGGAUAUGUGGAAAGCAACUGAAUGGCAGAAUAUGUGCUUUACAUAGACAGUCCAGCAUCUUCCCAUCUAGUCACCCACCUGUUAGCUUUGCAGCAAACAGAAAUACUCUCACAGACUGCCAUACAAGCCAUCCUCCAGUGCUUUCACCUUCUAGAAGAAUAUGUACCCCUGCCCACUGGGAUGCCCUAGAGAAGUCCAGAGCGACGGAUGGGCAGCCUGCCCGUCUUGGCUCCACCAGUGGCAUGUCUGGGGCGAGGAUACCGUCCCUUGGAGACGUCUUUUCAGAGGAGAAUAAGGAAAGAGUGAUGAGUAGUUUAUCGUCUAAGAGGACACUGAGGAGGUUUUAUACCAAGGACGUGAAGCAGAGAGGGGCGGUGGUGGUGCCCUUGUGCAGUGUCAACAGAGAACCCUGCAUCCUGUUCACGUUACGGACAAGGACUCUUAAAGACCACUCAGGAGAAGUCAGUUUUCCUGGAGGAAAGAUGGACCCUACGGACGGGGACGUGUGCCACACGGCUCUUCGGGAGCUCCAGGAGGAACUGGGAGUCGACCCAUCAAUGGUGGAGGUUUGGGGCAACCUAUCGCCAGUAGGAAGAGAGGUAGAUUACAUACUGUGUUGUCUGUUGUAUUUCAAGAGAAUCACGGUGGUACCAGUCAUCGGAUACCUAGGGGAGAUUGAUGUCAAGAGUCUCAAGUACAAUCCUGAUGAGGUCUCAUCCGUGUUUGUAAUGACGCUGUCCCAUCUGUGCAGCCCGGCCAGCCAAGCCUACACAGUCUACGAGCCUCACCAGUAUUCAGGGCAGCCGAUGGCAGCUCUCCCGGUCUUCCUGGGUGGGGAACAUCGGGUUUGGGGACUGACCGCUUACAUCCUGGACCUUGCUCUUCAGGCGAUAGUCCCUGACCAUUACCGGUCACUCAUCAGUCAAGUUAAGAAAGAACAGGCCACAUCAUCAUGACGGUAGGGUAUUGCUUAUAGGAACCUAACCAUUGUCAGCUGCUAUUUAAUGUUUUACUGAGUGUAUGGGGACCAUCAGGGCUGGGGACCGACCUCCUAGACGUUAGGACAUUGCCAAUAGCAAUACAACCAUUGCCAUUUAUAGGAAGUUAAUCUUUUACGUACGUUCCUAAAGAAAAUUGUCUCACUACCCACUGGAGUGGAACCAGAAAUAUUCUUGAUGAAAAGCUCAAAUCAUUAGAUUUAGGAAUCAAACCUUUGUCAGUCUGUAUAGCCAUUCAACCCAUUACAUGUCAAAGUACAGGAGCAUAGUCCAAGGGUUGCCAACUAGUACUGAUUCUCAGUAAUUAGGUCUGAACAAUGAGAAGAAUACCAAUGGUUUCAUGCAAAAUAUUGAUUUCUAAAAUUUAAGUUUAAUGUCUUUUCCUAUUGUACUUCUUAGAAAAUACUGAUUUCCUCGCCAAAAUACUGAUUUUGCAGCUUUAUAAAUAGUGAAGUGUUCUUGUUCAGGAUGGCAGCUUUGUCAUCCAUGAGGAUUUGACCUGCUACCUGGAGGAAUGCCUUCAAUCCCAUUUCAGUUCAAUUUAUUUUACGUCAUUUCAAAAAUACAAACAAAAUCAUAUCAAAAUUAAAGUUAGCUCACACCCUUAGAUAAAACGUACACUGCAUCCAUUGCAUCAGACCAUUACAUGGGGGGGGGGGAUAGACCAGAUUUGACAAUGGAUAUAUGGAAGCUCUGUUCCCAAACCAAACAUUGAGGGCCGUCACCCAAUACAUAGCCAAGUGCAAAAAUGCUGAGACAAGGUGAUCAGCACUUUUAAUUUAUGCAGUAUUAGCUGGCGUGGAUCUAGCGGGAUUAGACGCAUUAUCAUUCAGGGG
Molecule: messenger RNA, 2108 nt
Organism: Lytechinus variegatus (green sea urchin)
Lineage: Eukaryota; Metazoa; Echinodermata; Echinoidea; Temnopleuroida; Toxopneustidae
Product: nucleoside diphosphate-linked moiety X motif 8-like
Exons: 5
Coding region: 226-1230 (334 amino acids)
Molecular function (GO): coenzyme A diphosphatase activity
Source: RefSeq, a predicted model, not a curated record